ACUCGUUGCCAUUUCCGUUUUCCCAACCAAAUCAAAAAUGUCCAACUACCCAGCCGAAUUCCAAGGUUUUGCCGUCGAAGACGUUGCCCAGUGGGACCAUCCAAAGCUUACCUCCUACCCACCAAAGGCCUUCCAGGACAACGAUAUCGAUAUCGAAAUUGAAUGCUGCGGUGUCUGUGGAUCCGAUGUCCACACCGUCAGAGGAUCCUGGAGACCUUUGGCCAGCAGGGUUGUAGUGGGCCACGAAAUCAUUGGUAAGGUCAUCAAGGUCGGUUCCAAGGUCACCCACCACAAGCUUGGCGACCGUGUCGGUGUUGGUGCCCAGGCUAAAUCCUGUUUGGACUGUGUCCGUUGUAACACUGACAACGAACAGUACUGUAAAACCGCCGUUUUCACCUACAACUCGACCUAUCCAGAUGGAUACAUCUCCCAGGGUGGCUACGCUUCCCAUGUCAGACUCCACGAACACUAUGCUUUCCCAAUCCCAGACGGCAUCAAGUCGGAGCAUGCCGGUCCGUUGAUGUGUGGUGGUUUGACCGUCUACUCUCCGUUGAAGAGAUUCUUGGAUACUGCCCGUGCCACCAACGCUGACAAGGACGUUACCGUUGGUGUUGUUGGUAUUGGAGGCUUGGGCUCUAUGGCUGUGCAGCUCGCCAAGGCUUUAGGCUACACCAAGGUCUACGCCAUCUCCCGUGGUACCUCCAAGAAAGAAGACGCCUUGAAGAUGGGUGCUGACAGUUUCAUUGCCACCGGUACCGAGAAGAACUGGCAGGGGUCUUACUCAGACACCUUUGACUUGAUCUUGAACUGUGCCUCGUCUAUCGCCGACUUGGACUUGUCAGCCUUCCUUUCCGUCAUGAAGGUUGGUGGUAGCUUCACCUCGGUUGGGUUGGGUCCAGCCGAUCAGUCCUUCUCCGUCUCUCCCCAAACCUUCUACAAGAACUCCUCCAACAUGGGUUCCUCCCUUUUGGGGUCCAGACUCGAGUGUAUCGAGAUGUUAGACUUGGCUGUUAAGCACAAUAUUAUUCCAUGGGUUGAGGAAGUUCCUAUCUCCGAAUCCGGUGUCCACGAGGUGUUAACCAAGUGUGAAAACGGUGAUGCCAGAUAUAGAUACUGUUUGACCAACUUCCACGAAGCUUUCCAGACCGGUAAGAACUAGACGUUCAUUGAUAGAUUGAUAUAAAUUUAAUAGCUUUUCACCAGGGGCUUGUCU
Babjeviella inositovora NRRL Y-12698 is the source of this 1213-nucleotide messenger RNA. Its product is annotated as NAD(P)-dependent alcohol dehydrogenase. Lineage: Eukaryota; Fungi; Ascomycota; Pichiomycetes; Serinales. The record is from RefSeq and is a predicted model, not a curated record. The coding region runs from base 38 to 1159 and encodes 373 amino acids. Gene Ontology annotation, molecular function: zinc ion binding; alcohol dehydrogenase (NADP+) activity. Gene Ontology annotation, biological process: alcohol metabolic process. The transcript has a single exon.